This is a messenger RNA of Megalops cyprinoides (Indo-Pacific tarpon), 1554 nucleotides long. RefSeq names its product gamma-aminobutyric acid receptor subunit rho-1-like. Gene Ontology annotation, molecular function: neurotransmitter receptor activity; GABA-A receptor activity; extracellular ligand-gated monoatomic ion channel activity. Gene Ontology annotation, biological process: regulation of membrane potential; monoatomic ion transmembrane transport; signal transduction. Lineage: Eukaryota; Metazoa; Chordata; Actinopteri; Elopiformes; Megalopidae. The transcript has 10 exons. Gene Ontology annotation, cellular component: GABA-A receptor complex; membrane; synapse. The coding region runs from base 104 to 1522 and encodes 472 amino acids. The record is from RefSeq and is a predicted model, not a curated record.
UCUGUCAAAACGGCAUCUAUAAUGUCACAGAAACGAGGAAAGUUUUCCGCCUGCUCUGCGCCUGGAAUUUGAUUUCGGAAGCGGUCGCGCGGGCGAGUGCAACAUGCAGACGGAUGUUCUGGUGCUGAUGUGCGUCUGGUUAGUGGAGGUGGGUGGGAGAUCGGUUCCUCCGAGGGGUCACAAGUUGGAGCCCUACAGAAAUUCCAGGGCAAGGAGAGAAACCGCAAGGGUGGACGCUGGGACUCACAAAUCCGGCAGUCCUAUCCUGAAAAGAAGUCCAGAUAUGACCAAAUCUGGCAUGACAAAAUCAGAACAGCUCCUCAGAAUAGAAGACCACGAUUUUACCAUGAGACCUGGGUUUGGAGGACCUGCAAUUCCAGUUGGGGUAGAUGUUCAAGUUGAGAGUCUUGAUACAAUUUCUGAAGUUGAUAUGGACUUCACCAUGACGCUGUAUAUACGGCACUACUGGAAGGAUGAGCGCCUGGCUUUCCCGAGCACCAACAACCAGAGCAUGACCUUCGACGGCCGGCUGGUGAGGAAGAUCUGGGUGCCGGACAUGUUCUUCGUGCACUCCAAGCGGUCCUUCAUCCAUGACACCACCACCGACAACGUCAUGCUGAGGGUGUAUCCUGAUGGCAAGGUGCUCUAUAGCUUAAGGGUCACAGUCACUGCCAUGUGCAACAUGGACCUGAGCCGUUUCCCGCUCGACACGCAGACCUGCUCGCUGGAAAUCGAGAGCUAUGCAUACACUGAUGACGACCUCAUGCUGUACUGGAAGAAAGGCAACGAGUCGCUUAAAACAGAUGACAGGAUCUCGCUGUCUCAGUUUCUGAUCCAGAAGUUCCACACCACCACCAAGCUGGCCUUCUACAGCAGCACAGGCUGGUACAAUCGUCUGUACAUCCACUUCACCCUGCGGCGCCACAUCUUCUUCUUCCUGCUGCAGACCUACUUCCCGGCCACCCUGAUGGUCAUGCUGUCCUGGGUCUCCUUCUGGAUCGACCGCCGCGCGGUACCCGCUAGGGUCCCAUUAGGUAUAACCACGGUCCUCACCAUGUCCACCAUCAUUACUGGGGUCAACGCCUCCAUGCCCAGGGUCUCCUACAUCAAAGCCGUGGACAUUUACCUCUGGGUCAGUUUUGUGUUCGUCUUUCUCUCGGUGAUAGAGUACGCCGCCGUCAACUACCUGACCACCGUGCAGGAGCGCAAAGAGAGGAAGCUAAGAGACCGGCUGCCUUGCACCUGCGGCCUCUCGCACCCGGGUCAGGUGAUGAUGAACACCAGCUUCAGCGACGUGGACAUCAACACCACGGGCAACUAUGGCAUGACAGACAGCACAGAAAGGCCAGAGAGGAUCCUGGCUCAGUUGGCCCUGGGGGACACUCGAACCACGGGCCAGGUGAAGAACUCCCGCUACGUGACCAUUUGGAUCGACACACAUGCCAUAGACAAGUACUCCCGGGUGAUCUUUCCUGGGGCCUACACCCUUUUCAACAUCAUCUAUUGGUCCAUCUACUCCUAACGGCUGCAUCCAUUGGGUGCUAAGCUAAGCCC